Molecule: messenger RNA, 1696 nt
Organism: Pangasianodon hypophthalmus (striped catfish)
Lineage: Eukaryota; Metazoa; Chordata; Actinopteri; Siluriformes; Pangasiidae
Gene: prtfdc1b
Product: phosphoribosyl transferase domain containing 1b
Exons: 9
Coding region: 88-798 (236 amino acids)
Biological process (GO): purine ribonucleoside salvage; GMP salvage; guanine salvage
Molecular function (GO): hypoxanthine phosphoribosyltransferase activity; magnesium ion binding
Source: RefSeq, a predicted model, not a curated record
CAUGGUUCUUGGGUUGGAUUUGUCUGCGCAUGCGCGGAGCUGUUUGAAUGUUGGCAGCAGUGAAAAGGAGCUUUGUUCUGUUGGGUGAUGAUGUGUGAUGUUAAAAAGCUGAAGAUCUGCAGCAUGGCACAGCUGAGUGAGAACACACCGACUCGCAGAGGCGUCGUGAUCCCAGAUGAUUGGCCAGGGUACUGUCUGGAUCUUUUCACCUAUCCGGAGCAUUACAGCGGGGAUCUGGACUGUGUCUACAUUCCACACGGAGUCAUCAUGGACCGGACGGAGCGACUGGCGCGCGACAUCAUGGACGAUCUGGGUGACCACGACAUCGUGGUGCUGUGUGUGCUGAAGGGAGGUCACCAGUUCUGCGCCGAUCUGGUGGAGCGCAUCCAGGUGCUGAACCGCAACUCCAGCAAGUCUUUACUCAUGACCGUCGACUUCAUACGACUCAAGAGCUACCUGAAUGAUCACUCGACGCCGGACCUCCAGAUGAUCGGCGCCGAGAGUCUGUCUGUACUCGCCGGGAAGAACGUCCUGAUUGUGGAGGCUAUAGUGGACACUGGCAAGACUCUGCAGACACUCCUGACUCACGUCCGAGCCUUUAAACCCAAACUGAUCAAAGUGGCAGGUUUGUUGGUGAAGAGGGUCCCUAAUCAGGCCGUCUGUCUCCCUGACUAUGUUGGGUUUGAGAUCCCUAACCACUUCGUAGUUGGCUACGCUUUAGACUAUAAUGAAUAUUUCAGAGAUCUUAAUCACAUCUGUGUGAUGAGUGAAGAUGGGAAACGGAAGUACAGACUCUGAUGCCUCUCGUCCUGUGUCUCAGACCUGUGUGUGUGUGUAUGUGUGUGUAUGUGUGUGAUACCGUCCUCAUUAACUAUUUUUACUAAAAUCAUCCACUACAAUAAUUGUGCAUUAUGAUAUUAAUUUUAUUUCAUUUAAAAUCAUAGCAUAAUGUUUUAUACUGAUGAGCUGAUGAUUACCGUAUUGUCUGGAGUAUUAGACUCCUCCCACUUUUCCCUCAGGCUAUCUGUAGUGUGAAUUCUCAGUAUUUCUCUGUAAUAACUGUAGUAGCAGGAAUAUCGUAACAACAAACAAAUAAUUACAAUGAACUGCUGCUGGAGAUGGAAAAAAAAAAAUGAUCUUAUAAUCCAGAAAAUAUGGUACACAUUAUUCACACUGUUUACAUGUUAACCUAUAUCAUACAUUUUACAUGCAGCUGAAUAUGUCAUAUGUGUAGUGUGUAGAUUUCUAGUUAAUCUUGUUAUGUUUGAGCAUUAUCAUUAAUUUUUGCGAUUCUUAUUUGUCCACAUUUUCAUAUACUGUGAUAAAAAAAUGACAUAAAUCAAGAUAAUAUCUUGGCAAAAAUUAAAUUUUAUCCCAUUUUUUUUCCUUUUUACUAUAUGCAGAAUUUAUUCUAUAAAUACAUGCCCAAAUCCCAUUCAAUACCAUAUUUAACAGAAAUUCUACUUAAGUUAUUUUUUAUAUACUACGUGUUUAUUUUUUGCAGAAAGAAUUUUAUGUGAGAAAGACUUUCAUUACCUGCGAGCUACAUUAAAUGUCAAUUUUUACUGCCAUAUUCCUUUAAUAUUAAGAAAAUAAAAUAUGCUGUAGCUAUUUUUAUAGCAUUGCGUUAAACACGGUUAUAAUGUAUAACGUUGUUUUUAAUAAUAAAAUGUGCAGAAACAAAAAAGUAAAACAA